AUGACUUGGCCCGACGUCCCCGUUGCCGCCGCGAAUGGCAUCUCCUACUUCACACCUGCGCAGAGCCCGCCUGCUGGUACGGCGCGCAACCCGCAAACCAGCGGCAAGGCCAUCCCCAAAUUGUUCCAGCCUCUGACCAUUCGAGGCCACACUUUCCAAAACCGUCUGGGUGUCGCGCCCAUGUGCCAAUACAGUGCUGAAGAUGGCCACAUGACCCCCUGGCACAUUGCCCACUACGGUGGUAUCGCUCAGCGCGGUCCCGGAAUGAUCAUCAUUGAAGCCACUGGUGUCGUACCCGAGGGCCGUAUCACUCCCGGCUGCGUGGGUCUGUGGAAGGAUUCCCAAAUUGCGCCGCUCAAGCAGGUCGUGGAGUUUGCCCACAGCCAGGGCCAGAAAAUUGGUAUUCAAUUGGCUCAUGCGGGUCGUAAGGCCUCGACGGUUCCCCCUUGGUUGGGUGGUGUCACGGCCACCAACGCCGUUGGCGGCUGGGUUGACAACGUCAAGGCCCCCAGUGCCAUUCCCUUCGCGAAGGGUGAUAUCAUUCCCAAGGAGAUGACCAAGGAGGAUAUCCAAGAGGUUAAGGAGGCUUGGGUUGCCGCUGUUAAGCGCGCUCUGGCUGCCGGCGUUGACUUUAUCGAGAUUCACAAUGCCCACGGCUACCUGCUCUCCUCUUUCCUGAGCCCCUCAUCUAACCAGCGCACCGACGAGUAUGGUGGCAGCUUUGAGAACCGCAUCCGUCUCCCGCUGGAGAUUGCCCAGCUCACUCGCGACACCGUUGGUGAGAAUGUGCCCGUCUUCCUGCGCGUCUCUGCUACCGACUGGCUGGAGAACAGCUUGCCUGAGGAGCAGGGCUGGAAGUUGGAGGAUACGGUCGAAUUCUCGCGUGCUCUCGCCGAGCAGGGUGCUAUCGAUCUGAUUGAUAUUAGUACCGGUGGUGUUCAUGCUGCUCAGAAGGUCACCUCGGGAGUUGGCUUCCAGGUUCCUUUCGCCACCGCCGUUAAGAAGGCCGUCGGCGACAAGAUCCUCGUGUCGGCUGUGGGUACCAUCAACAGCGGGGUCUUGGCCGAAAAGAUCAUGAACGAGGAUGACAUCGACGUUAUCCUGGUUGGCCGUGCCUUCCAGCGUGACAGCGGUCUGGCCUGGGCCUUUGCUAAGGAUUUGGAUGUUGAGAUUGCCAUGGCUGCCCAGAUUCGCUGGGGCUUCACCAGCUUCCGCAAUGCAUCCGAGUACAUCCAGCCCAACUCGAUGAAGGCUUCCAUUUUUGACUAG
Messenger RNA from Penicillium cataractarum, 1269 nucleotides. RefSeq names its product NADH:flavin oxidoreductase/NADH oxidase. The transcript is spliced from 2 exons. NCBI's taxonomy places the organism in Eukaryota, Fungi, Ascomycota, Eurotiomycetes, Eurotiales, Aspergillaceae. Bases 1 to 1269 code for a protein of 422 amino acids. Gene Ontology annotation, cellular component: intracellular anatomical structure. The record is from RefSeq and is a predicted model, not a curated record. Gene Ontology annotation, molecular function: FMN binding; NADP binding; NADPH dehydrogenase activity.